CAAGAAGAAUGGAAAAAAUUAUUUGAAAUGUUUGGUGUCACCUCAUCUGUAGUACCUCCACCUUCGUCAUGUGCCAAUUCACCAGAGAAACAAGAGGAACAUCUUAAAGAUGCUUACAGACAACAAAUAGUAUAUGGAACAGUGGGAGUCUUUGCAGCAGACAUACUUAAACAGGAAUUUGAGAAGAGGACUACCCGAGAUACAAGGCAAUUUGAGCUUGUAAUAGUGGAUGAAGUGGACUAUAUGACCUUGGACAAUGGAGUUCAAGUGACGUUCUUGUCCCAUGAAUCUAGUGGAUUUAGGCAUGUGGAGCAAGUACUUUCCAACAUAUGGGCCAUGAUAUCUACUUGUCAACCAAUUGAAAUGCUUGAAACAGGUGAGAUAAAAUGGGCAACAAGGAUACAGUACUUUCAUAAAGCUGUAACAGCCGUUAUGGGACUGGAAACAUCAGACAGCUUUUCAGCAAAUGAGAUCUUGUUGCCUGGAGUGACUUUAGGGUUCUACACCCAAGAGGAUAUUGAAAUGAUACAUCAAGCUGAGAGCAAGAAAGAGAAAGAAAAUGAAGAAGAUGAGAACCAGGACAGAAUGUCCAUAGCAUUAUCUGAAGUCAUGAAGAAACUUGGAGUUUCACAACAGUACGAUCUUCUGAGUAUAUUUCAGGAAGUCUUGGAGAACAGUACAGUGUUUAAUUGCUACUCUUUAGAGAACAAGAAAGCCAAAUGUUUUGAAGCUCGGGAAAAACAAGGUGACCUUAAUGUUGAAAUGCUACUGCUGGAAGGAGGACUGGCAUGCGAAAUCAUGUCUGAGGAAUCACUUAUUGAUGCAACUGUAAGCACAAUAAAGUCAUGUAUCAAGUACACAGGUAACCUCCAAACGGCUGAAGAAUCCAACAACUUCAUUGUCGUCCCUGUUUUCUUGAAAAGCUACAUUGAGAAUCAGUUACCAGGUUUUGUCCAGAAUGCACUAAGGGCUAUUGAGAUGUCACAGGGCCGAGAAUACAUGAUUGGCACCUCACCAGCUGCUGGAAGGGAAGUUGCUGACAGUCCUGACAGACACCAGUAUAAUGCGAUAAUACCAGUGGACUUCAAAGCGAGCGGUGUGCUGGAGAAAAACAAGAAGUGGGGUAAUGGUCUACAACAAUUUUUGGAGUUCAAGCACCAACUUGCGAUUUCACCGAUAUCCAACGUGACAAACUACAUGUCAAAUUUCCAUUACUUUAAAAGGUACCUCAAAGGGAGUGGUAUAUUUGGUGUUUCUGGUACAUUAGGAGGUAAUGCAGAUCAGGACUUUCUGGCAAAACAUUAUAAAGCAAAGAGUUACACUGUACCUGCACAUCGCCAUAAAAGGGUGGUCGAGCUUCCAGUCAUCCAGGUGAAAGGUGGGAAUCAUCAAUGGAUUCAGACGAUUUGUGAAACUUCAUGGAAAGUAGCAGAGAGAGGACAAGUCAUCUUGGUAAUUUGUGAAGAUGUUAAAACGGCAGAUGAACUACAUGAGAAAAUACAAGAUGGAGGAAGAAUUAAGGCAGAACAGAUUACUCUGUACACAAUCAGCGAGAAGCACAACAUUGAAAGAGAGAAUUUCUGUGCAGGCAGAAUCAUCAUUGCUACAAAUCUCGGAGGACGGGGCACAGACAUAAAGGUUGAUGAAAGUGUGAAUAAGUGUGGUGGUCUUUUCGUUCUUCUUACUUACUUUCCACACAACCGAAGAGUGGAGAAACAAAUAUUUGGUCGUACGUCUCGAAAAGGCAAUCCCGGGAUGGUCCAGAUGGUUGUGAACUGUGAUCAUCUCGCACCCGCUUACAAAGGUCAGUCUGUGGAAAUAAUGCGACAGCUAAGAGAGGAUUAUGAAAUUAAACGAAUCCACGACAUGGAAAGUGAUGAGCUGGCUAAAAUAAAACUAAAGGAAAACCUGUUCUCCACAUUUUGUGAGUUGCUGAAAGGCUUUGAUGAGCAUUACACACAGGAAGAAAAACUGGAUCCCAUGCUAUUGCAGCUCAGUAAUAUUCCUAAAACCUUUACACAUCAUCAGUCUAAGUUUGAUUAUCAGCCUGCCAUCAAUGCUUUGAAAGAAUCUUGGGCCUUGUGGUUGACCCUUCAUGAGGAGCACAUCGACAGGCAUGAUGACCUCAGUCAACUUCAAACAGACCUUACCAGGACGAUGAAUGAAACAAGUGGAAAGCUGCUGCAAGGAGAAUGCAAUAAUUUCUAUGAUCACGUCAGACAGGCAAUUGUAAGAACUGAUCUACACUGCCGAAACAAAUCCAGCAAUGAUUUUGGGGCUAACUCCUACUGGCAAAAAGUUGUAAACGCUGACCCACACUACAAGGCUGUGGCACUCUAUAACCAGGCGUACAUCACCAUCAACCUUGGGAAGGGUAACUAUAAAGCAGAUGCAAUGAACCUGCUGGAAGACGCAAGGAAAUCCAUUGACGUCUAUGUCUCAGAAGUCUCAAACACAAUGAUCUCAUGUAACUUAUCAGUCACUGGUAACAAAGACCAGAGCUCAGACAACAACAACUUUCAGAGUCAAAUGGAGGCCAGAAUGAACAUCUUUAAGUCUUGGAUGACGUACAUUGAUAAAUCAUUGAGUAAACUUCAAGAGCUGGAGAAAAACAACAGCGACGCCAUUACAGAGGACUGUUCAGUCUACACUCUGUCUGAAGAAAAGAACUUCAUCGUCACAAAUGAGCUGAGAUCGUUAUAUGACUAUGGCCUCGGUGUUGUUUUUGAGGUGAAAAAGAAGCCUAAGUUUUGUUUGGAUGCUUUGAUAUGUUUCAUACUCGGGGUGGUACAGGUGCUCGCUGGAAUUCUUAUUUGUGCGCUGACAUUUGGAACAGCCAGCCAGUUUGGAAUGGGCUUGAUUUCAGAAGGAGUGUCUGACAUGAUCAAUGGAAUAGAGGGGAUGAUAAAGGGCACAUUUGAUUGGGUGUCAUGGGCAAUAUCUAAGAGUAUCAGCAUCGGGCUUGCUUUGCUAACAGCUGGGUUUAGCGUUAUCAAGAAAGCGGUUACCUCAGUGUUUAAAGUGACAAAAAGUCUCCUCAAUGGUACAAAGUCUUUCUCUUCUGUUGCAUCUGAAUUCAUCAAAUCAGGAAAGGCAAUGUUUACUUCAGUCAAAGGAAGCAUUAAGUCUGGUUUAUCAUCCGUCAGUAAGGAAACUUUUAAGUCUACAAUGAAAAACAUGACAUCUUCUACAGCGCUCAGACAGAACUUCAAAUAUGCAACUAAAUAUGCAGUUAAGGAAAUCGGGAAAAAGUCUGUGCUCAGUGCCAUGAACUACGCAAUCGAUGCAGCACUUCAGGAAGUCUUUAAGAAGAUUUUACAAAGCAGUUUUGAGAAUGUCGUUACAUCAUCAGUGAAGCAUAGCAGAGAACUGGAUCAGAUUAUUGUUGAGUUCAUCAGCUCAGGUGUUCCUAAAGCUGCCUUGAAAAAAGAGAAUUUCAAGAUUGACCAGAAUUAUGAGAAGCAAAUAAACAAAUCAGUUGGUGUGCUCUGCAAAGAAAUAAUUCCUCACCUCAUACUGGACUGUACCACAGCACGGGACGUUAUCAGCAAACUCUCUGAGGUGUGUAAAGCAGCAACAGAGCUUAUGAAUAAAGCAAAACUUUCAGGUGUGCUUGAAACAGCAAAGCUCAUUCUGAAAGUAGCGGAGUACUCAACAAAUCUCGUUCAAAUAUUGGGUACCGUACCAACAAAGGAGAUAAUAGACAAGAAAUUUGUUCCUGAAUUACAGGAGAGCAUCAGUGAGCUUCAGAAAGACAUGAUAAAGUAUGACCAAGAUGGACGACAUAAUUUACACGAUGUACAACGCCUUAAAGGAGAACUUCUACAGAUUAUCGCUCAAGAGGUUUCUAAGCAAUUCAUCAGUUCCUGUUCUGAACAUAUAACUUCUUUAAUGACCAGCACAUUUAAGAGUCAGUUGUCCAGUGCAGCUGGACAGGCGGUAGACCGCAUUAUGGACAGACAUAAAACUCAGCAUUUCUUUGAUGACCAGAGGAAAAAGCACAACAAGAAAUCUGCGAGCCACAAGGAAGUGGAACAGCUGUCAGAUGAAGACAAAACAAAGCUAAUCCAGUAUACAGAAGAUAUGAGCAAAGCCGAUCAGCCCACUACAGCCCUCGAUAUGUACGUGCUCACAAAAAGUAACCUGCUCAAUGGAAAAGGAAUUCAACUCGCUGUCGUUGAUGAAAAUGGAAAACAGCUCACUGAGGAAUGUUACCCAGGAACCAACAAAACAGCAGGCGAUAUAAAACUGAAAUUAACCAAAUCCCCAAAAGACCUGCAUCCAUCACAAGCUGGUGCACAGCUGAACAGCGGCCAUUUUUACGUUGUACAAGAUGAUGGCAGGAUAAUCAGCAUCAACUCUGACCAUCAGAAUGCUCUUUAUCAUGCAGUAGCACAAGCAACUGGCAGCAAGACAGAAGACCUGAAUAAAGAAGCUUUGAUGCUACGUCAGAAAGUGAAAAAUGAGAUCCAGACAAACCUUGAAUUGUACGCACCAAUGCUUAAUCUUCAGCGAGGAUACGACUUGUCUCAGAAAAACCCUAGGAAAUAUGGUGUAACUGAUGGAAGUACAAAUGAGAGUGACACUGCACUGCAGGAAUACUUACAGAGUGUUAAAUUCAUCAGAGGUGACGAAUGUAUCCUCAUCAAAAUGUACCAUCUUGGAUUUGUUGGUGAAAAUAAAAGUGUUCUAAGUGCUCGCAAGUCCAGUAAGAACACCACUGGGACACUUAUCUCAAGCCAUAUUCCCUCGAAAGACUCCAUCAGACAAGCUCAGAUGUUCAUGGAAAACUCAAACUCGGUGAACGAGUUUAAAAAUAAAAACCCGGAGCUUAAUAAACUUAUCAACAGCAUAAAGACUGACAAUACUGGACAGCACCUGAUUGCCAUGGAGGUUCUGGGACAAGAUCACAGACAAGCUUUAACUACGGGCCCAAGCAACCGCUCACAGAUGGCCAGGAAACUUCUAGCAGACACCAUGAUUAGUGGAGACAUAGAGCUUCUGAUGAAAUGCUGCAUGAUUCUACAUCACCCGCUUACCUCACAAAAGCUCAGAGAUGCUCUAGGUGAAAGUAUUCAAACUCCGAGUCAUAUUUUCUCCGAUGAUGGUGUCCGAGGCUACUACAAAGCAGGAUACAGAAACCUGGUGUCAGAGUACAGCCACAUGGGAAUCCUGGAUCAGAACCAGCGUGAGCGUCUGGAUGAGUGGGUGACUCAGGACCAGCACGAGGACACUAAUACUGCAGAGUACCGCAAGGUUCUUCAGGGAUUAGGUGAAAAAGCAGAUGGAGAACAUGUCUAAUGUUAAUGAACACAUGUUCUCUUCAGCACCUCGUGAUAAAUAUGAUGAUGAUGGUGAUGAAGAUGAUGGCUAAAGUUAGUAUGAAUUGAUUGAUCUCUGCCACUGAAAUCAUAUUCACUGCAAAACAAAUUACACUUUAACAAGUAAAGAUAUCUUGUUCUAUUGAUAGAUAAUUUUGGUCAUUUUAAGCAUUUAUUUCUAGGAAGGAGCAAAAGAGUAAGAGCAUUUAAAAGUCAAAAUCAGUAUAAAUGUCUAGAACUAUUCCUUUAAAAAAUGUCAAUAUACAAAUUCAUUUUUUGUGUGUUUUUAUUGUAGUUAGAUCAGUAAGCAUGAUGAUAAUGUUCUUAUGUGUGUGUUUGGGGUUUAAAUGUGUGGAGGGUAAAAAUAUUACUGGGUUAUUCCACAAAGCAUGAAUUGAAUUAAAAACAUAAGAAUGGUGUUGGGUUGUGAUUUAAAUUUUAUAUAUUAAUGAAAUCAAAUAUAAAAACAAAUUUUCAGCUCCUCUUCAGUAGACUAAUGUACACAUUACAGCUUUGUACAGUGUAGAACAGGAACCAAUAUUUCAAGCUUCUCUCUGAUUAAAAGGUCAAAUACACACUGUGAAAUCGUUUUACUUAAAACUUGGUGCUGAAUUUAUAAUCACAUAAUUAUUUUAUAAUCAAUGAAAUGAGGGGAUUUUAUGAUAAGAAUCUACAUUUUACGCACAUGUAUUGUAAAAUGUUUUGUUAUUAAUCUGAAUGAUGCUUUUUGUUAUUAAUCUGUAUAAUGCUGGUGUAUGGAUUUAUAGUUGUAACUGAUCUCAUUUUAUUACAAUUUUUCCAAUAAAAUUUAACAAGUUUA
Messenger RNA from Xyrauchen texanus (razorback sucker), 6141 nucleotides. RefSeq lists its product as uncharacterized. Gene Ontology annotation, molecular function: ABC-type protein transporter activity; ATP binding. The record is from RefSeq and is a predicted model, not a curated record. The transcript has 6 exons. Gene Ontology annotation, biological process: protein targeting; protein import. Gene Ontology annotation, cellular component: membrane. NCBI's taxonomy places the organism in Eukaryota, Metazoa, Chordata, Actinopteri, Cypriniformes, Catostomidae. The coding region runs from base 28 to 5301 and encodes 1757 amino acids.